CAGCAGAUGGCGAUGGGAGGCUUUCAGGUGAUGUUUCUUGCGUGACGUAUAAUCUAGUGGACGGAAAGCUUCAACGGCGGCAAAAGACAACUCAUUCAACCACUUCGGUAGCGUGUAGCGCACAUUAAACCAGUCUUGUUUAUAUUAAGGUUCAUCGCUAAUGCUAACUAUCUAGCUAGCUAACAUCCCGACCAUGAGCUCACUAAGAUACUCGGAGAAAGAAGCUCUAGGGCUGAACAUGAUCGUAAGAGAAGAAGAGGAAGAAGCUUUAAGAAUAAAAAAUGAAGAAGAGGAGAUGGAUAUUACAGUGAAAGAAGAGAAAGAACCUUUUGGAGUGAAAGAGGAAGUAGAAGCUUUCAGAAUUCAAAAGGAAGGUGCCAUAACAUUAAAAGAAGAAAAUGUAGGGGAAGAAGAGAGAGAACAUUUUGGAGUAAAAGAAGAAGAGGAAGGAAUGGAGGAGGAGACAGAAUAUCUGAUUAACACCAGAGAGAGACCUGACUAUUGUGGAUCCUCUGGGGAGCCUCAACAACAUCCUGAUGCUGACGAGGCAGAGAAGAGUCUCUCCAGAUCAGAACACCAGAUGGACAACGCUAGCCCUUCCGCCCUCCCGGAGUCCCUGUGUCGUGCCUCUCCCGGUAGCGCCUUACUGCUGGGUAUGAAGAGGUUGUCUGUGUUGCUGGUGGACUGCAGGAAAACAACGGGGCUGAAUGGAACUGUGAGAGGAGGAGAAGAGAAGAAAGGAUCAGAUUUGACUCAUCAAAGCAAUGAGCAUCCCUCAACUCCCCAAGAUGCUGCUGCCAAUCUUGUUGAUGUUGAGGAGGAUGGCCCCCGCUGCUGGAGAUCCUGUCACUUCAAACCAUCAGAGAUAGACUUCAAUGAUUCCCUGUCUGGCGUACAAAGCACCCUGCCUACCCCCUCAGAGGCAGAGUGUUUUAAACUGUUCUUUGAUAAGGAAUUGGUGGAGAGUGUGGUGCAGGAAACCAACAGGUAUUCUCAUGAACUGAAAGAGAAGACUCCCCCUGGCGUAAAAGGGAAGCUCUCAAAAUGGGUGAACACUACUAUCAGUGAAAUGUAUACCUUCCUGGUGGCGGUGAUGCUGAUGGGGCUAGUGAAGAAGGGCUCUGUGAGGGACUACUGGACCACUAACCCUAUGCUACAGACACCUUUUUUCCAAACCCUUUUCUCCCAGGACCGCUUCCUUGUCUUGCUCAGAGCGCUCCACUUUGUGAACAACGCCACGGCAAACCUUGACGACCCCCUUCACAAAAUCAGGAAUAUCCUGAGCAGCUUGACCAGGGCAUUUGGAAGAGUGUUUGUGCCUCACAAGGACUUGUGCAUUGGCGAGUCUCUCAUGGCUUGGAAAGGGAAGCUUCCAUUCCGCCGAUACGUCCCGUCAAAGCGCCACAGAUUUGGAGUCAAGUUCUUUGUUUUAUGUGACUGUCUGACAGGAUAUGUGCAGGACCUGAUCAUCUACACCGACACCACCACAGAUAUAAAGCACGUUGAGGGUCUUGGCAUAUCUGGAUCAGUGGUGAUCACCAUGCUGCAACCUUACCUCAGAAAGGGACACACUGUAUUUGUGGACAGCUGGUACAGCAGCCCUACCCUUUUCCAGUACCUUCUAAGGGCGAACACGGGGGCCUGUGGCAUGGUGAGAUCCAAAAGGAAGGGGAUGCCAAUAUUCAAAAAGAAACUGAGCAAGGGAGAGGUGGAGUUCCAAACCAACGGGGAGAUAAUGGCAGUGAAAUGGCACGACAAACGACAUGUCCAUGUUCUGUCCACUGUGCACACCUCCACAAUGUCGGACACAGGAAAACUGGACUAUGUCACCGGAGAGAGGAAAAUAAUGCCAGACUGUGUCUUGGAGUACAACAAGAAGAUGGGAGCAGUUGACAAAGUGGAAAUGCAGAACACUUUUGUUGAGUGUGCCAGAAAGUCCCUCAAAUGGUACAGGAAGCUAUUUUUCCACCUAAUAGACAUAGCUCUCUUCAACGGCCACGUUGUCCACCGGCAGGUCACAGGACAGGUGAUCUCCUACCAGCAGUACAGGGUAAACCUGAUUCGGCAGAUCCUUGAGAACCACCAUACUCCUCGUCGUCCGUCUACUGGGGGCCGGCCUCCCUCUGACAAUCCUCUACGCCUCACUGGACGCCACUUCCCGAGCGACGUCCCUCAGACCACCCUGCAAGGGAAGAGCACCAGGAGGCAUUGCAAGGUCUGUCAAACAUCUACCCGGCGGCAGAAACGAAGGAAGAUGACUAAGUACAUGUGUGAGCCUUGUAACACGGCCUUGUGUAUAAUUCCUUGCUUUGGAGAAUACCACACCCUUAAGCACUACUGAGUGGCAUUAUGAUGAUAGAAAAACAAAUGAUACAUUUCAAUACAUUUUACAGUUGUAUGACUUGAGUUUUUUGAUGCGUGGGGGGGAUAUUUUAUUUUUUUAAACACCAAAAAAGAAAUGAAACGUGUUUACCCGAAAAUAAAAUGUAACUCCUGUGCUCCAUUUCUGAAAUAAAAAAGUAUGUCAUCAACUUUA
This is a messenger RNA of Salmo salar (Atlantic salmon), 2536 nucleotides long. Its product is annotated as piggyBac transposable element-derived protein 4. The record is from RefSeq and is a predicted model, not a curated record. Lineage: Eukaryota; Metazoa; Chordata; Actinopteri; Salmoniformes; Salmonidae.